AUGGUGGCCAGCAGGGAUGUCCACGUGCCCAAGCACCCGGAGCCGGCAGACAAGAACGUGCCCAACUUUCAUGACACGAAGGCCGUGCAGUCUCUCAAGUUCCGAGGCUACCUGAAGGAACCAUUUGCCUGGGGACAUGUCUGCUGGUGCCUUACCAAUGAGGGCAUCCAGUAUCCCUGUGACUACCUUCAUCUGCCCCUGGAGAUCAUGCCUGCCACCCUAUGCCACAGCCGUCCAGAGACUGGCAGGCCUCGGCCUAAAGCUCUGGAGGUGAGUGACCUGCAAGACUCAAGAGGGGAAGCCGACAGAGGUACCUGCAGGCAGAGUGCCAUUCCCCCUGGAGCCGACAAGAAAGCCGAGGCUGGGGCUGGGUCAGCAACCGAAUUUCAGUUUAGAGGUGGAUUUGGUUAUGGACAAGGUCAGCCACCUCAAUAA
Molecule: messenger RNA, 435 nt
Organism: Callithrix jacchus (white-tufted-ear marmoset)
Lineage: Eukaryota; Metazoa; Chordata; Mammalia; Primates; Cebidae
Product: small ribosomal subunit protein eS10-like
Cellular component (GO): cytosolic small ribosomal subunit
Molecular function (GO): RNA binding; structural constituent of ribosome
Source: RefSeq, a predicted model, not a curated record